AUGUUUAAGAAGAUCAUGAAAGGUGCACAUCGAAAGGCCUCUAGAACUGAGGCGAAUGAUUCGUCUAUGUAUGGGUUUGAUCCACCAGGUCAUGGAUCCAACAAUAUGGUUGUAAAUCACGCAUCUCGUGGUUCACUGCUUCCUUCUUCUCCAGGUUCAACAACGGCACAACCCCAUCCUCCUCCUCCUCCUAUGUAUUCAGUCGAGCCUCUUUCUUUGUUCAGAGACGUUUCUGUUUCCGAGCGUCAAUCCUUGUUCUUGAGGAAACUCCAGAUUUGCUGUUUCCAGUUUGAUUUCACAGAUACGUUGAAGAACGCGAGGGAGAAGGAGAUAAAAAGGCAGACUUUAUUAGAGCUUGUUGAUUUCAUUCAGUCUGGUGCAGGGAAGCUCACUGAACUCUGUCAAGAAGAAAUGGUUAAAAUGGUUUCGUUUAAUAUAUUCAGGUGUCUUCCUCCUGCUUCACAUGAGAAUACAGGUCAAGAGCCUGCUGAUCUCGAGGAAGAGGAGCCUUACUUGGAACCAUCUUGGCCUCAUUUACAGCUUGUUUACGAGUUGCUUCUUAGAUACAUUGUUCCUUCUGACACAGAUACUAAAGUUGCUAAACGUUAUAUUGGCCAUUCCUUUGUGUUGAAGCUUCUUGAGUUGUUUGAGACUGAAGAUCCUAGAGAAAGGGAGUACUUGAAAACGAUUCUUCAUAGGAUUUAUGGCAAGUUUAUGGUCCACAGGCCCUUUAUUAGGAAAGCAAUGAAUUAUAUAUUCUAUAGGUUUAUCUACGAGACUGAGAGACAUAGCGGGAUUGGGGAGCUUUUGGAGAUUCUUGGUAGUAUUAUCAAUGGGUUUGCCUUGCCAAUGAAGGAGGAGCACAAGCUUUUUCUGAUCAGGGCGUUGAUACCGCUGCAUAAGCCGAAACCUAUCGCAAUGUAUCAUCAGCAGUUGUCUUACUGCAUUGUUCAGUUUGUGGAGAAAGAUUAUAAGCUUGCGGAUACAGUGAUCAGGGGAUUGCUAAAGUUUUGGCCUGUGACAAACUGUACAAAAGAGGUUCUCUUUCUUGCUGAACUUGAAGAGGUUCUGGAGGCAACACAAACUGUUGAGUUCCAACGCUGUAUGGUCCCUCUGUUCCAACAGAUUGCUCGAUGCCUCAGUAGCUCUAAUUUUCAGGUUGCAGAACGAGCUCUGUUCUUAUGGAACAACGAGCACGUAGUGGGUCUAAUUGCUCAGAACAGAAGCGUGAUCCUUCCUAUCAUAUUCGGUUCGCUGGAGAAAAACACAGAAUCUCACUGGAACCAAGCAGUUCACGGUCUAAGCGCGAAUAUAAAGAGAAUGUUCAUGGAGAUGGACCCUGAACUCUUUGAAGAUUGCCAGCAACAGUACGAAGAGAAACAAGCCAAAUCUAAACAAGUGGAAGAGCAACGCCAAGAUAGGUGGAGGAGAUUAGAUGAAGCAGUAGAGGAGCGAGAAAGAGAAGAUCCUAUGAUCACUUCUUAGAAGAAAAACAGUUACCAAAUCAUCCAAUUAAUAAUAUUCUUUCUUUUACUUCUUCACAAUUUCACUAAUAGUUGCAAAAUAUUAUAUUUUAAUUAUUUAUUUUGAAGGUCUGGAAAAAAAGGUCCUUAAA
Molecule: messenger RNA, 1615 nt
Organism: Camelina sativa (false flax)
Lineage: Eukaryota; Viridiplantae; Streptophyta; Magnoliopsida; Brassicales; Brassicaceae
Source: RefSeq, a predicted model, not a curated record